Molecule: messenger RNA, 6411 nt
Organism: Calidris pugnax (ruff)
Lineage: Eukaryota; Metazoa; Chordata; Aves; Charadriiformes; Scolopacidae
Gene: ABCD2
Product: ATP binding cassette subfamily D member 2
Exons: 10
Coding region: 1-2199 (732 amino acids)
Biological process (GO): very long-chain fatty acid catabolic process; fatty acid beta-oxidation; peroxisome organization
Cellular component (GO): peroxisomal membrane
Molecular function (GO): ABC-type transporter activity; ATP hydrolysis activity; long-chain fatty acid transmembrane transporter activity
Source: RefSeq, a predicted model, not a curated record
AUGACCCACAUGCUGCAUGCGGCGGCCCGGCGGGUGCAAUGGAACAGGACGAGCGCGGCCAAGAGGGCUGCUUGCCUGCUGGCCGCGGCGUACGGACUCAAAAUCCUCUACCCCAUCAUCCGCCGGCGCAUGAAGCGGGGCUGCAAGGGCGGCUCGCAGGAUGCCGGCCGGGAGGAGCCGCGCCGCCCCGGCAGCCGGGGCAAAGCCUCCCCGGCCGUCAACGCGGAGUUCUUCAAGCAGCUGCUGGAACUUCGCAAGCUGUUCUUUCCAAAGCUGGUGAGCUCCGAGCUGGGCUUGCUCUGCCUUCACUCUGUCGCUCUGGUUUCCAGGACCUUCCUCUCCAUCUACGUUGCCGCCCUCGAUGGGAAGAUCGUGAAAAGCAUCGUGGAAAAAAAGCCCAGGAGCUUUGUCUUCCAGUUGAUCAAAUGGUUGAUGAUUGCAAUCCCGGCCACUUUUGUGAACAGCACCAUACGGUACCUGGAGUGCAAGCUGGCCCUCGCCUUCCGCACGCGCCUGGUGGAUCAUGCCUACGAGACCUACUUUGCCAACCAGACUUACUACAGAGUGAUCAGCAUGGAUGGGCGCCUGGCCAACCCCGACCAGUCCCUCACCGAGGACAUCAUGAUGUUCUCACAGUCCAUGGCGCAUCUCUACUCCAACCUCACCAAGCCCAUCCUGGAUGUCGUGCUCACCUCCUACACCCUCAUCCGCACGGCGCGGUCCCGGGGGGCUAACCCCAUCGGGCCCACGCUCCUGGCCGGGCUCGUCGUCUAUGCUACAGCCCGUGUGCUCAAAGCUUGCUCGCCCAAGUUUGGCAAGCUGGUGGCUGAGGAGGCGCACAAGAAGGGCUAUCUGCGCUUCAUGCAUUCACGUAUCAUUGCCAACGUGGAAGAGAUCGCCUUUUACCGAGGGCACAAGGUAGAAAUGAAACAACUGCAGAAAAGCUACAAGGCUCUGGCAGAUCAAAUGAAUCUCAUUCUGUCCAAACGUUUAUGGUACAUCAUGAUAGAGCAGUUCCUGAUGAAGUAUGUCUGGAGUAGCUGUGGUAUGAUUAUGGUCGCUGUGCCCAUCAUCACUGCAACGGGAUUUGCAGAUGGCGAACUGGAAGAUGGCCAGAAGCAGGAAAUGGUGAGUGAAAGAACAGAAGCUUUUACUACAUCAAGAAACUUGCUGAUCUCUGGAGCAGAUGCUAUUGAAAGGAUUAUGUCUUCGUACAAAGAGGUUACUGAGCUCGCAGGCUACACCGCCCGCGUCUACAACAUGUUUUCAGUCUUUGACGAAGUGAAGAGAGGCAUCUACAAAAGAACUGCUGUUAUUCAAGGGUCUGAAAACAACAGCAAGAAUGAAGAUAAAGCAGAAUUACACAUCGAUGGGCCCUUAGAAAUCAAAGGGAAAGUUGUUGAUGUUGAUCAUGGAAUUAUUUGUGAAAAUGUUCCUAUUAUUACUCCAAAUGGCGAUGUGGUGGUUUCCAGACUAAACUUCCAAGUCCAGGAGGGGAUGAAUCUUUUAAUCACUGGACCCAAUGGCUGUGGAAAGAGUUCACUCUUCAGAAUUUUAAGUGGUUUGUGGCCUGUGUAUGAAGGAGUUCUUUAUAAACCCCCUCCGCAGCACAUGUUUUAUAUACCACAAAGGCCCUACAUGUCCAUUGGAACGCUACGUGAUCAAGUCAUCUAUCCAGACUCAGUGGAGGACAUGCAUGAGAAAGGCUACCAAGAUCAGGAUCUGGAGUAUAUCCUGCAUACAGUUCAUCUGUACCACAUAGUUCAAAGAGAAGGAGGCUGGGAUGCCAUCAUGGAUUGGAAAGAUGUCUUAUCAGGAGGGGAAAAACAAAGGAUGGGCAUGGCUCGGAUGUUUUACCAUAAGCCAAAAUAUGCAUUGCUGGACGAAUGCACAAGUGCUGUAAGCAUUGAUGUUGAAGGAAAGAUAUUCCAAGCUGCAAAAGCUGCUGGGAUAUCCCUACUUUCUAUAACACACAGACCUUCUCUUUGGAAGUACCACAGUCACUUGCUGCAGUUUGACGGACAAGGUGGCUGGCGUUUCGAGCAGUUGGACACCGCUAUCCGUUUAUCACUGAGUGAGGAAAAACAGAGACUGGAAUCCCAACUUGCAGGAAUUCCUAAAAUGCAACAGAGACUGAAUGAACUGUGUAAAAUCUUGGGAGAAGACUCAGUGCUUAAAACAAUGGACAAAGAGGAAUAAAUAAUUUAUGUUUUACGUUUUUAAAAGUAUUUUUUUAGUUAAAAGCAUUACAAAUUCAGCCAUUAUCCUUUGCAUGCAUCGUGAUAGAGGCUUAGAGCAUAGAGAAGCACAGCCAGCAGAAAAUAAUGCUCUGAAUGCUAUGUAAGACUUUAGCGUUUUAGUAUUAAGGAAGAAAGUGGUUGAACUGUGAAAAGAAAAUAAGCAAGUGCACAGAGUAUAAGAUUAGCCAUUGCAGCUUACGUUAAUUCCUAGUGAAAGCCCGAUUCACUGCAAAAAAAAACUACCGACGCGCUUAGGUUUUGUAGGUGAAUUUUUGCCUGAGACUUGUCCUGCAGAAUGUGCUCUGGUACCGGGUGACUGUGUGCGUAUGAUAUGCCUGCUGCCCAGAGCCAACCUGGCCUGACACUCAGGCAUGGAGCACGGCAGAGGCAGCAUCUGGGUGAGUAUGCAGAUGCACGCAAGAAAUCUCACGUGGGUAUGAGAAGCCUUCUUCCAGCCCAUGUAAAACCAAACUCCUGUUCUACUACUGAAUCGCCUACGCACCGUUACCUGCAUUUCCAUAGGAAAUAAUGUAAUAGGCUGACCAGAAGACAACUUUCUGAGCCACCCACUGCCCUGGCGACAGAGAAGCAGGGAUAGAGCUAAAUGUGUAAUAUACUUGUGCUAUGCUUUAUGCCAUUAUGCAUAGCUCCAGAGGCUCUUUGCCCUUCAUGAUACAUCAGUUCCUUUGGGAGAUUAUUUAUGUCCCCUACUCAGUAACCUCUGAUGGGGGGGCGGAGCAGUGGGCAUGGCCUCCAGUGAUUUAGCAUUCGCUUGACUAAGUCUUUCAUCAGCUCCAUAGGUCUGAUCCGGCCAGUGUCCUUCUCUGACCCAGUUCCUCCACUGGUAAAAUCACAAUAUAGACACUUGUUCGUUCCACGAGACACUUGGCGACAGGAAGGACUGUAGGAGAGGAGAAUGUCAGUUUCUGACAGUACACUGAAUUCUCAGGCAUGGCUGUCCUGCUAGUUAAAAUGCUCGGCACUUACAAAGGUCUGUGAAAAGUUAUGAGCAUUUUGUAACCACUAAUUAAUAUGCCUGCCAUAUUUUGGUAGAGUGGCUGAGCACUGCCCUCCCUGUGAGCAGACACACCGGUUAACGGCUUUGCUUUCAGAUGCACUCGGUGACUGUCCCACCUGCUUUUCAGGUCAGUAGGAACCUGGUCCCCAGUCAGCCAGAAGGUGCUUUAAACAGAAACCCCUAGGACGGUGCUGGCCUGAGUGCCUUGCCAGAGGCAAAACCCAGUGAAUUAGAAAUAAAGAUGGGAAUGGAUUUUAGAGCUCCUGAUCUCCUCUCUCUGACUGCAAGUGCAGGGAAAAUGGGCAGCCUGGGAGUGAGGACCAGGAGGGGUGAGAGGCUUUGCAGAUGGUCAGUGAGCCUUAGCCGAGAUGUAGCAAUCCUGAAGUCUGAUGGUUCCUUUUUUUCCUAGAAGAAGUGUGAUUCCUUAGAAGAUUUCUGUCUUGAGAGGCAAUGCAUAAGCUGUUAAGAACUGUGAAGAGAGGAGAAAUAUUUGGGGGGUAUUUGCUGAGCUGGGAAUGUUUGAGCACCCUGAAGUUAAUAUAAACCGUUUCCAUUUUCUGAUCACUUUGAGAACAAGGGGAACGAGAAUUAACUGUCUGCCAAAUCCCCGUCCAGUGCACUAACCAUUAGCCCAUCUUCCUUCUCACUGGGUGCUCGUCUUGCUGCUUAAUUUGGGCACUUGUACCAGAAAACGGAAUGAGUCUGCUCCCUGUCCUCCUCCUCCAGAGUCUGUGGCUUGAAUGUAACCCCAUAACUUGUCCUGGUGACAACAGUUUGUUCCUGUCAUGAGUUUUCUCUGUAGGGUUCCCUGGGAUAUUUCACUGACACAGAAAAGAAUGCUCUUUGAAAGGGAAACUUUGAAAGGGAUGAGAAAUUAAGGUUCAAGAUAAUACGAUGUUGUGUAGUGGAGUGCAGACUGGGGGUCGCUGCUGUGGAGGAUGACAUGUGCAUGCAUUUUAAUUUGCAAGUGCCUCUGCUUGUCCCUCUCCCUGAAGGCGAGCUUUCCUCCUUCUCAUCUUCAAAGGAAAAUUCAGAAUGGCUUAGGAAAAGAAGAAGUCAGCCAAGAAUCUGUUCUCAAUGAGCAUAAAUGAGAUGACUGAUGAUUUUAAAGCCUUGCACAUUUCUGAGUUAUGUUUCUGUAAGAUGGUGAUGAAUCAGGCACCGUGUCCUGUAUGCAUGCCCUUGUCCCAGCUGCAGCAGAUCCUUCUCCUAGUGCAAAGCAGCCACAAAACCACCUUUCCUGAGGCAGGAGCUGAGGUGGAGGAAGGGGCAUUAGUGUUCCCCACCCCUCCGUUAAGCACUUUACCAUGUGGCUGGGGCUAAACCAGGGUUCUCCAGUCCCCAAAUGAGGAGGACACUGAGAAGUGCUGAACGAUUGGCCCAAUUUGGCACAGCCCCAGGGAUGGCCCUGCACCCUCCCAGCCUCCCACCAGAGCUCUGCCCUGGUGCUUGGCUUGUUGGGAGCUGCUAUGGGCAAGUACAGUGCCUGAAAUUGCUGAUUUCAGGGGUCCAAUCUGGGCAUCCUUCACGGCACAGCAGUAACACGUCUUCUGAGGAAACCGUGUUUAGAAGUAGAAAGUUUGUUUGCUGGGUUUUUUUUUUUUUUUAAUGAGAUUAUGCAUAAAACAUACAAAAGCUAUGUAAAUUACUGAUGAAAUUUUAAUGAAAACUGAAAUCACACCAGGAUUAAUGUAAUAAUAUUUUCCUUGAAGUCUGAUACGUAUUUCUUGGAUCCAGUAAUAGACUUAACCAUUCCCAUUCAGUACUAUAGCCUAAAAUACCCUAACAUCUCGCCCAGCUGUUUACAUUUUUGUAGGCAUGACAAGAACAUUAGAGGCUGGUACGAGAAGAAACCCUUCUCUGAAUGGGAACUUUCUGAGUAAUGCUGAGCCAGUUUUAGAAGGAUUUUGUGUACUGGUGGCUCAUUAAUUUUAAAGUUCAUUUUGUGGCUGGAAAAGGAGCUGCCUUGGAGAUUUUCUCUGCAAACUUUCUGAGUUGUUCCAAGGGCUGAUUGAGAUGGGAGUCUCCGGUUCUGUUUCUGGAGAGUUUUACCUCUGCUGUAAUACAAGGUAUAAGGCAGCUCGUUUUGUGCUGCUUCGGGUGCAGCUGGGAAAGGCAGAGCAGAGGUGCCUGCUGCCUGCUCAGGGAGAUGCUGUUCUGGAGCCGAGGUGUGGUGAGCACUUUGCCCUUGCAGAGUGAGAGAGUCAGAGCAGGGCAGGAUGUCGUGGUGGAGUCCUUUUUAGUGGUGCAGUGAGAGCUGCUCUGGAUGUUCGUUCCCUUUCUGGCGUUCAGGAGCUCUGACUCCCUGGGAGGUGAGAAAGUGGCUUUUUGGCCUUCCUUCUGCCGGUCCUAUCUGGCUGGAGCUGGCCAGGUCCAGCUCGUUGUGUCACAGCAUCUGUGCACUCGGGGCUGGACACUGCAAAGCCUCCUGUGAGCACCCUCUCAUCCUCCAGGACUCAGGGCAGACUGGACUUGCCUGGGGCUGCAUCCUGGAGCAGUACAGAUGCUGAGCAAAACUCAUACCAGUCUCAGGCGUGGAGUAACUGUACAAUAAAAAUAUGAAGUACCCACAUUCGUUCAGAUAACGUUGGGAUUUUUUGCAAGAAUCUUCAGAAUGGGAGGAAACAUUUGUUGUGCGUGGGAUUUCAGCAUUUUAACCUAGGAGGAGUUCGUUUCUUACUUAGUUUUGGGACCAGACUCAUUCCUGUUUUAAACUUGGAAGCCCUCUUUCUGCAGGGGUAGAAACCCCCACUUAUCUUGUAAAGGAGUUUUUUGAAACUAGUGGAAUUUGUAUCUGAGUGAGGAAUGAAGGAUUGGGUAUUCAAUGGGAUAUCUUAGGGAAAAUUGCAAUAAAAAUUAUGUCCUAAAGCAAAUGAACACAUCUACAAUCCCCUCAGUAUGUCUGAGUGAUGAUAGUGCAUGUCAAAGGCAAGUUUACGAGCCUGUGAUCAGAGAUUUCAAUCGUAUUUAGAAUGAAAUCGCUCUACUGAGCUGUUCAUGAAGCUUGAGAGAACUGAACUGCUAAUUGAAUGUGUCUUUGUUUUGUUUAUGUUUGAUAUUAAUGCCUUUUAAGAGCAGACAAUUUAUAAAGCAAUAAAUUAUGCUUUACAGUUGUAAUUUAUUCCAACCUCAAAUAAAACAUGUUGCAUUUAC